Molecule: messenger RNA, 2175 nt
Organism: Torulaspora globosa
Lineage: Eukaryota; Fungi; Ascomycota; Saccharomycetes; Saccharomycetales; Saccharomycetaceae
Gene: LCD1
Product: Lcd1p
Exons: 1
Coding region: 1-2175 (724 amino acids)
Biological process (GO): DNA damage checkpoint signaling
Source: RefSeq, a predicted model, not a curated record
AUGUCGUACGAUGACAAUGGGAUUCUCAGCGAUGAUGACGACGAUAUGCUGUUGGAGCUAAGUACACGUCCGCCUAAGCUAACCCAAAACCAAUUGGCGACACAGGUGCCGAACAAAGAGAGUUACCAGACAAGUGGUAAUAUCAGUAACGACGUAGCCAGGGCUCAAGGUGAAGUUAGCAUACUUCGAGAUAAGCUCCGCUUGCUGGAGGAAGAAAGGAAACGAGACAAAGAGCGGCAGCUCAGGGAAGAAGAGAAGCUCAAGGCUUCACAUCGUGAGGAGCUUGCCCGUUUGAAGGUCGAACUGCAGAAUCUUGAAGAUGCCAAGAAAUUCUUGGUUAUGGAAGUACGGAAAACUUCUGCGUCCUAUAAGCCCAAGACAGCGGGCCAAUCGCCUUCUGCAGGUCUUUCAUCCCUGACUGACGACACAACGGCUACAGAGAACAUCCAAGUAAGCAACAAAGACAGUGCGGAUCAUUCAAGUAAGAGACGUAAGAUCGUGGAGGUGGCUGAUGAUAAGAAGCAGGUUAAGGCCAUCAAUAGGCCAUUCAACGACGACUCGGGCGAGCUGUUUGACAUUUUAAUGCUGCAUAGAAUAUGCGGUGUGAAACUGCGGACUAUCCAGAUCUUGAACUGUCUGAGGUUGGUCUCCACUAAAAGAUUUAGCUUAGACGGGCUCGAAAUUAGUCAAGGAGAAUCGAUUGGAGAGCAGCUGACACAAUAUUUGUUACAAUGUAAGAAAGCGAUGACAUUGGAUACUUUCAUAGAAAAUUUGAUUCGCGUGCUAUCUGCGCUUAUUCAGGAGAUUAUGGUCUCCGAUGGUUCUAACUUAGCAAUUCCCUUUCUGCUGGUCAUGGUAUACCAAAUCAUUAUCUUUAGGCCAAGUGCAAUCAGAUUGGCAGUUUUGAAACAUAUUCUUAACUUUAUUUGUGAGCUCAUAAAAGCAUUCCAGAAGUCUUUAAAGCGACCCCUGCAUGAAAGCAACACUACUAAUGAUGUGGAACCGCAAAUUUUUCAGUACGAGAUGAUAGAGCUCUUAGUGACUGUCUAUUCGUAUGAUAUUUUGGAGGCUUCCAUAGGUGUGCUUCAAUCAAAUCCCAGCUCAGUGCACGGUGAGGUAUUAACCGUGCCAUUGCUAAAUUCAAUCGGAUUCGUUUACAAACUUGCACUGCCUAUAUCUUACAAGCCAAUAAUGAGCGUUGUUUUUAAUACGGUGGAGAUCAUCAACAUGUUAGCAGGAAUGGUAGAUUCGUCCAGCGCAAAACCAAUUCAGACAGAUCCGCAAUGGUGGAAGGAUUGUAUAACAAGACUUUACCACAUGCUUGGAAAGAGCAUUGAUACGUCCGAUCCUUUUAACGAGGAAAGCCCAGGUAAUUUUUGCUUCUCAAGGUUUCACGACGUUUACGGAAUGGUCAGAAAUAUCGGCUCCAACUCCAUUGGAAGCCUAAUAUCAAGGUUGAUAUAUGAGGAUAAGUUACAGGAUCUACCGAGGGUAAUCCUGAAAGACGAUAUAGAAGAUAGCACUACCUUUCUCGAUAACCACGACGUGGCAGUAAACAUGGAGAGAUGGUUCUUACUGCUGAAGACUAAUAUAUUGAAUAUUCUGGAGAACAUCAUCAAUUUCUACCCGCAAGAGACAGCGGUGGCCAAUGGCGAGAUGCUGAUUCAAUUGACACGAUUCAUGUCGACGCAACAAGAACUUAUGUUGCAUCGUCUGCUUGGACAGUCGUCACCAAACUUGCUUAUACGUUGUCAGCUGAUAGAAUAUGCAAUGGCUCUCAUAUACCGUUUGUGGAUGGAUCAUCCGCGACAAAUAACCUCACAGCAUGUCAAGGAAGUCGAGAGUGAACUGGUGACUUCGCUCUGGAGAUUUUUGGCGGCAAGCGACAGCAAUUCAGACUCGCGGGAUGCACUGGAGAAUCAAGAGCUCAUAGACGAGUUUGGGACUCUGACACUAGAAAACCGAAGCAAAUACUACGACGAUGCGCUUGAAAACGCACCAGAAUAUGUCGAAGAAGACAUUCGUAAUGAAAUGAACGACCAAACUUCAAAGAUCAUGCAAGUGAAAUACGACCAGGUAUGUCGCCAAAUGGCACAAACCAUACUUGAAACCAAGUUGGAUAGCAUUAUCUCAAUCGAAGGAAUGGAUAGUCUAUAUGUAGCUAUGGGCAAAUGA